Ichthyophthirius multifiliis is the source of this 309-nucleotide messenger RNA. RefSeq lists its product as hypothetical. The record is from RefSeq and is a predicted model, not a curated record. Lineage: Eukaryota; Ciliophora; Oligohymenophorea; Hymenostomatida. The transcript has a single exon.
AUGUUAAGGAUUACGGGGUUUUUUCACUUCAUAGAUGCCUGGAGUGGAGAAACUGGGUAUAUUAAAAUCAUAGACGAUUAAAAAGAUAACUUUUAAUAUGUUUGGACAUAAAGCUAUGACAUUACAAAAGGAAAAAAUGGAAUUAAUAUAUGCGGUAGUGAAUAUGUUGAAGGUUAAUUGAGUGUAUAAUUCGAUUUUUCAAUACCACAUUUAAAAAAUGAUGUUAUUUUAGCCUUUGGGAGUACUUUGUAAGGGGAUCCCUUUGAAAAUUCAUUUGGAAUUUCUAAUUUAUAAAUAUGGGUUAGAUGA